AUGACUCGAACACUGCGUUAUCCGCGCCUAAUGUCAAUCGAAAAUUUUCGAAAUCCGAAUUUCCAACUGGUGGCCGAACUUUUGGAGUGGAUCGUCAAGAAAUUCGAGCCCGACGCAAGUCUUGACGCUCAAAUGAUUCAAACCGAGGCGGAUCGCGUCAAUUUUAUCAAAAAUGCGGUUCUUUUGAUGCUUCAGAAUUCGAGAAUCAAGAUGAAUCCCAAGAAAUUGUAUCAGGCCGACGGUCACGCUGUCCAAGAGCUCCUUCCAGCACUCAAAAUACUGUACAUGGCAAAAUCGGAGGACCCAAAUAUGGAUAGUGGUCCGAAAUGGACACAAGUCAAACAGAAAUUGUCGACCAAGAUGCAAGAAGUACGCAUAACCCGUCAACUCUCCUCGCAACUACCUGAAACUGGUGCUCUGCUCAGUGAGCUCAUCUCGAAACCCGAGUUUAUUUCGAAUCAACACGAGAGAGCCGCGUCGAGGGCGAUUCCUCUUGGAGACGCAGAGCGGACACUACAAACUACAGUUCAAGGAAUUGGAGCGGAGGCCGAACAGUUGUCGAACAAGCUUAACAACGUGGCAAGUGAUGAGGCGGAGCUUGACGAGAAAAUCGAGCGAAAAAAGAGGGAAUACGAGCAAUUGCAGAAGAGAUUUGCUAAAUUGCAGUCCUUCCGUCCUCAAUACAUGGAUGAAUACGAGAGAUAUGAAGAACGACUUCAGAAACUUUAUGAGGUCUACGUCCUAAACUUCCGCAACCUGUCGUAUCUCCGAAAAGUUCAUGAUGAUUUGGCAAAAUCCGAGCGUCAGCGACAAGAAGAACUCGAAAAGGCGAUGAGAUUGGCGGUCGAGAAGAUGCGGUUGGAGCAGGAGAAGAAGGAUGCGAUUGGGCUCACCGAGGAUGAUACGGAUGCGCCGCUAGUGGAUAGGCGGCAGUCCGUCCGCAAGGUGUACGGUAACAUGAUGGGCGGUGCAGACUCAUCGGAGUCUGAAGACGACGGUGACGACGAUAUAAUCCGAAUGGAAGAAGUGAAUAAUAUUAAAAAAGAGAUGGAAGAUGACGAUGAGGGCGUGGAUAACGACUAUAUGGUGGGGAUUACUGUAACACACGCCGACGAUACAAAGGACGAUUUGAGCAGUGGAGAUGAUUUUUGA
Messenger RNA from Caenorhabditis remanei, 1152 nucleotides. RefSeq lists its product as uncharacterized. Gene Ontology annotation, cellular component: intraciliary transport particle B; centrosome; cilium. Bases 1 to 1152 code for a protein of 383 amino acids. The record is from RefSeq and is a predicted model, not a curated record. Gene Ontology annotation, biological process: cilium assembly. Lineage: Eukaryota; Metazoa; Nematoda; Chromadorea; Rhabditida; Rhabditidae. The transcript is spliced from 9 exons.